AUGACCAUCAGCGUCCAACGGCGCGACGGCGUAUCAUGCUGGACGAAUUGUGCCAUUAUCGUACUGUGCCUUGCGGGCAGUGUGCAGGCCAAAGAUGAAUGCGCACCCUGGACUUGGGCCUCAGGCGAGCAUUCUCAGCUCAAGAGGCAGCUUGCAACGGCCACCUCGUUGCUCGACGCAACGUCGUCAUCGCCCCCUACCAUUACUGGCAUCAGCAGUUCAUUGGCCUCUUCCUCGUCUACAGGUCUUCCCGUCACUAUCAGCCCGCUCCUCGGUGACAGCAACACCCAGGCAGGCGAGGUCAAUUGCCGAUACACAACCAACACGGACGACAUGGAACUCAACUACUACACUUGCACCGCACUUUCCGACAAGUACAAGAUUCCUGUGGAGAAGUUCUUCAUCUUGAACCCGGAAGUCCACCGCAACUGCGAUAACCUCAAGCCCAACACCGAUUACUGCGUGAAAGGCUUCAUCGAGCCGAAGAGAGCCUACGACGGAUUGUGUGGCCCUUCUCACGGCAAUGCUACUUGCCUUGGAACGGACUUGCAGUGCUGCAACUCCAAGACUUGGAGGUGUGGCGACUCCCUAGAAGACUGUGCCGACGGAACCUGUUUUGAGGGCGCAUGUGCUGGCGACAAGGUCUUCACCACAGACGGCGAUUGUGGCCGCGACCACGGUUUCAAGUCGUGCGCGGGCAUUUGGGGCGACUGCUGUAACGCCACUGGUAAAUGCGGCACCGGUGAAGCCUUUUGCGGCGUCGGAAACUGUCAGUUGGGCAACUGCACUCUCCCGGAGAAGCCUCCGCCUAAGAUCGGCGGCUUUACCGAGGACGGUACGUGUGGCAACAAGCACAACCAGUGGAAGUGCGGCGUGCCGUUUGGAAGCUGCUGCAACAAGGAUGGCCAGUGCGGUAAUGGCUCAGGGGACUGCGGCCAAGGCUGCCAAUCUGCGUUUGGGAAGUGCUCUACCACCAGCAGCUCCAGCAGCAGUACCACUACUUCCUCUACCACUACCACGUCAUCUCCUGCGACCACGACCAAGGUUCCCACCACCACUAUUCCUGGCAUCGACUCGCUACCUUCGUGCGGUCAAACGUGCUUCUAUAACAUGCUAGACAAGCAUUCCGAGCUGGGGUGUAGUAGCAGAGACGACGCGUACUGUCUCUGCAGCAACGUGAACUUCAACAACGGCAUUCGCGACUGCAGCAACGGCGCAUGCGGUGAGUCGGUGGCAAGUACAGUCAUCUCUUAUGGCAGCGCGUACUGCUCGCAGGCGGCUGCCACGCACGUUCCCACGGCCACUGUCACCGACAUUGCCUCGCUGCCGUCAUGUGGUCGGACGUGCUUCCACAACAUGGAGGGCCAGCACUCCCAGUUGGGCUGUCCCAACGCCGACCCCUACUGCCUGUGCGGCAAAGCCGACUUUGGCAACGGUAUCCGUGACUGCGCCAACGGCGCCUGCGGCAAGGUCAUUGCCAGCACCGUCAUUGCCUACGAGAGCGCCUACUGCUCCAGCGCCUCCGCCACGCCUAGCCCUGUGGCGUUCCACGUCAAGUCGGGAUACCACAAGGACUGCACCGGCGACAGCCAUAACAGCAACGACGUCAUGAUGUACCAGGAAGGCAUUUGCAUCAACACCGACUGUCAAGUCGCAUCGCUCGACAUUGCUGCUGCAGGUAACUGCCCCCAUGGCCAGGUCCAGAUCAGCUACUGGGAGCAAGCCAACUGCCAAGGCAAAUGGUUCGGCUACAGUUAUGCGAGCCGCGAUACCUGCCGAGCCCUCUGGACGGAUGGCUGGAAGUUUGGUGCGCUGCACCUGCGUUGUGCCGACCCAUUGUCUGACUGCGUCAGUCAGCGCAGCUGCGAAGUCGACCCAGAGCCCCCCAGAGGCAUAUGUGAGGCGCCGCCGAAAGAGCCUACCGCUGCGUUCACGCUGAAGGCUCGCUCCGGGGCUUACUGUGGUGGAGAUGUAUACAAGGAGGUGUCUGUCGCCCACGGGGGCGGCACCUGCCUGAAUACAGACUGCCAUGUUGGUAGUUUGGACAUUGCGGAGCUCGGCGACUGCCCCGACGGCGAGAUCCGCAUCAGUUACUGGGGCGGGGAAGACUGUGCCGGCGCAUGGUAUGGCUACGGAUACGCGAGUAGAAAUACCUGCCGUACGCCCUGGUCCGGCGGGUCCAAGUUCCAGUCUUUGUGGUUCAGCUGCGCCAAGCAGAGCGACGAUUGUGUGAGCAAGAAUGAGUGUACUUAUGAUCCUGAGCCAGCUGGGAGCCUUUGUCAGAAAGUCCGCUAG
This is a messenger RNA of Cordyceps militaris CM01, 2295 nucleotides long. RefSeq names its product keratin-associated protein 5-5, putative. Lineage: Eukaryota; Fungi; Ascomycota; Sordariomycetes; Hypocreales; Cordycipitaceae. Bases 1 to 2295 code for a protein of 764 amino acids. The transcript has 3 exons. The record is from RefSeq and is a predicted model, not a curated record. Gene Ontology annotation, molecular function: chitin binding.